Messenger RNA from Xenopus laevis (African clawed frog), 1665 nucleotides. RefSeq names its product intestinal mucin-like protein. The transcript has 9 exons. The coding region runs from base 1 to 1665 and encodes 554 amino acids. Lineage: Eukaryota; Metazoa; Chordata; Amphibia; Anura; Pipidae. The record is from RefSeq and is a predicted model, not a curated record.
AUGGUCAGUAAAGUCAUCAGUUCCAAUAGAGAGUUCAUGAUUCAGAAAAGCGAGUGUGGUGUUGAUGGACAACAGAGUUGCUCUUCUCUCGAAAGUCCUCCAGUAGAAUGUACUGUUUGCAUUAUUGAUAACAAAACCUAUCAGCGUGGUGAGCGUGUACCUACCAGUGAAGCCUGUCGCAUAUGUGAGUGUGGUGUGGACCGACAAAUAAAUUGUUCUUCAGAUCCAGCAUGCUGCAAAAUGGAUGAUGAUUUUACUACAACACCAUCAAUAUAUCAUACAGGCCCACCAGAUGGCAGCCAUACUUCCACUCCAUCAGGAUCACAUGACCAAACAGAUAGCAGCUAUACUGGCUCAACAUUAGUACCACAAAAUACCAUUCUUUCAACACAUGGCAGCCAUACUUCCACUCCAUCAGGAUCACAUGACCAAACAGAUAGCAGCUAUACUGGCUCAACAUUAGUACCACAAAAUACCAUUCUUUCAACACACAGUUCACCAGUACUCUGUGCUCAGAGAAUAUGUGUCAAUGGAAAAGUAAUUCAAACCACCACCCUUUGUUCAGUCCCAAUAACCACUCCUAUAACUACUGGUCAGGAAAUCACAAGAAGUAACAUUCUUGGAAAAUGCUACAAAGUCAUAUGUGAUGGCAGUUGUGGACAGACACCUGCAACUGAAAUACCUUGUGAAACAACACCAACAACGACAAUAACUACAACAACAAUAACAACAACACCAACUACUACAAAAACAACAACAAAAACGACUACAACAACUACAACACCAACAACUACAAAAACUACAACUAAAACAACCACCAAGUCAACCACUGUCACUACAAUCAGUACAACUACUCCUUGUGUGCCCUAUACAAACUGGCAGAUUUGCAACUGCACCAAAGCUAUAUGCAAUUCAGCAGGUCAACUGCAGAUUGUUCAGAAAGGUUGCACACCUCCACCACAAAUUACCUGUGCAAAUAAAAUGGCGCCACUUGCUGUGCCCGAUGAUGACUUAUGCUGCUGGCAUUGGGAAUGUCCAUGUAUGUGUGCUGGAUGGGGUGAUCCUCACUAUAUUACAUUUGAUGGAACUUAUUAUACAUAUCAAGGAAACUGCACCUAUAUUCUUGUUGAAGAAAUUGUGAAAACCAUUGAUAACUUUGGCAUUUACCUUGACAAUUAUGACUGUGGAGAUAAAACCGGUAUUAGCUGCCCACGCAACCUUACUAUACGACAUGAAACCCAGGAAAUUCUAAUUUCACCUAAAACAUUUACACCUGUAAGCUUAGAGACUCGUGUAAAUGGACAACUUGUAUUGCUUCCAUAUACAAAAUAUGGAGUCAAAGUUUACAAAUCUGGAGUAUAUUUUGUGGUUGAAAUACCAGAACGCAAGACUAAUGUCACUUAUAAUGGUGUGACCUUCACUAUAAAGAUGCCAUAUGGGAUGUUUUAUAACAACACACAUGGACAGUGUGGUACUUGCACCAACAACCAAGCUGAUGACUGUAUGAUGGCUAAUGGCACAAUCACAACUAACUGUGUAGCCAUGGCUGAUUCUUAUAUUAUUAAUGACCCAGUCAAGCCUCAAUGCAAGAGCAACACUCUAUUACCUCAACCAAUAAGUCCAACUUGCAGAUCUUCUCUCUGUGAUCUCAUCAUGGGACUGUAA